GUGGGGGUGGGUUGGACCGGUGGGUGUUGCAACGAGGGUCUCUCGCUAUCACUGUGCAUCGCAGCGCGGACGUUACCACGUCGCUCAUGCGGAGCGUCUGGAUCAACGAGAAGAACAUGGCGGAUCACAGCGCGGAGCUGGAACAGGAGGUUGAGGAGGCCGCGGACUCCGGCAGGUUCUCGGACAUGCUCAUGAACACGGCGGUGGACGAGUCCUGGAUCGUGCAGCUGCAGACGUUCGCAUCCGGCCUGCCGUGGGUGCCGGACGUGCCCGUCCUCAAUGCCAUGCACUCGCCAGCGGUUGCCUUGGGCGACCUGGUAGGCCUGCUGGCGGGCGGUGGCCGCGAGGCGCCUGCCGGCGAGGGCGAGCAGGCGCGUGCGAGGCGCGACCCCGCCAGGUGGAGCGGCGAGCCUGUGUUCUCGCCGUUCACGGUGCUGGACCGUGCGCCGGACGGCAGCUGGAGCCCGCGGCGGAUGGCCGAGGACCCAUUCUUUGGGCCCCUGGUGCAGAACCUGUCCGCGCUCGUCGGCGGGGCAGCGGCCGGCGACCUCGGCCAGGCCCGCGCGAGGGCCCUGCUGGAGGGAGACGCGGCGGCCAUCUGCGCAGCGGAGCGCGCCUUGGCGCGGCGCGUGGCGGCCAGCGGCGCCGGGCGGGGCGGCGCGGGCGUCCUGUGGCUGUCGCUCUGUCCCGCAGCGGGCGAGUGGCGGGACGGCUGGAAGUGGCCGCUGGCCGUCGUGCUCGGCAGCGCCCAGGCGCUCGAGGCCGCCGCGCCGCGAGGGGGCUGGGCGCCGCUGGUGGGGUGGCUGAGGCGGCGCUGGCGGCGGGUCAUGCGCCACAUGGGCUGGCGGAAGGGCCGCCGGGCGCUGGACUGGCCGCCGCCGGGCGAGCCCGGGGAGGGCGAGCUGCCGCCCCUGGUGGGCGUGUGGCCGGAGCUGGUGGCCGGCGCGCUCCAGGCGCAGGCGCAGGAGCCCCACCUGGUGCAGCAUUGGGGCCCCGAGGGCGGGCCCUUCGGCGCCGGAGGCGCCGCCGUGGUGCUGCUGGACGCGGCGCGGGCCAAGUGCGCGCUGCAGUGGUCGCCGGGCGCUCGGGCCCUGGGCGGCGGCGGCGCCUCGGCAGCGCGCCGCGCCGACUCCGCGGCCUGGUGGCGAGGGUGCCUCCGCAGCCUCGCGGCCCGCCACGCCGCCGCACAGGCCGCCCCGCCGGCGCUGCUGCCGGUGGGCCACGCCGCCCCCGACGUCUUCGCGGGGGGCGGCGCCGGGUGGCCCGAGAGGCCUUCGGAGCUGUGGCGGAGGCUCGGGCUGGAGGCUCGCCUCUCCGACCCCGCCGGCCCGCGGCCAGCGGGCCUCGGCGCCUUCGGGUCCUGGUGGCCGACGGUCCACAACCUCUUUGCGGAUGCCGGUGCGCUGGCCGGGUGCGGGGACUUCGGCAGCGCCGACGAGGGCGCUGCCGAGGUCGCCGACUGUCGAUGGGCGAUCGUCGGUCGCCUGAUGUCCGAGCUGAGGCCGUGGGAGGACUUCGUCGGCUCAGACACGCCGGCCCUGAUGGCGGCCGUCGUCGUGCUCGCCUGGCUCGCCGACGAAGGGGUGGUCGGCUGCGAGGAGCACGAGUCGGAGGAGACCGGCCAGACGGAGUGCGAGUGCCGCGGGGAGCUCGGGCCGGAUUCGCGGGCGACGGAGGUGGCGAGCAACAUGCUCGAGCUCUUCAUGGAGAUAGUGUUGGCCGGCCAGCCUGGUAACCUGCAGAGGCUCUUCGGGGAGCUGAUGAUCAGCGACGCCUGGCAGGCGGUCUACUUCUGCGCCCUGCAGGGCGCAGAGCCCAGGACAGCGACGCACGAAAAGGGGGUCGUCUCCGCCGGCGCCUGGCGCGUAAAAGCGUCCCGCGCGAGGUCGCGGGCGCGCGCCCUCGUCGUUUCCCAGCCAGAGUGCACUGCGCCGGCGGCUCUCGUCAAGCCACGGCGUGAGUUCGCUACUCUCGUCGCGCAGGCAUCGGGCGCGGAGCGAACGCACAGGCACAAAGAGCUGCCGAUUCCCAGGAGCGUGCGGGAGAGAUGGGGCCCCGGGGGGGAAGACGGGGCGAGACUCCAGAGAAGAUGUGGUAAGGGUACGUAUGGGGGGGGGAGCCUCGGACUCGCGUCCGUGUGUUCGCGUGUGCCCCUGGGCCCCUGGAGUCAGACCCUCCUACAGUCGGGGCCCUGAAGAAGGAACCCUUUUCGUUGCGAAGGGGCUCCGCGUUCCUUAAGUGUUUCGCAGCUUGCCUCAGGCUUUCCUCAUGUUUUCGACCGGAAAUCGAAGGUUAACUUAUGGAAACAAGGGGCCUCGUUCCUUAGUUAGGGUUCCUUAGGUCAACGCCCCUCCUAUACUCUCCACCGCCGCCCAGGAGGUACCUGGCAGUGGACCGCGGCGGCCCGGAGCUGCCGCCCCGCGCCCGCGCGCGGCUCGACGAGGCGGCCCGCGGCGGCCGCGCGGCGCCGCUGGAGGAGCUGCUGGCGGGAGGGGCCGCCCGGGAGGCGCUGGUGACCUUCCCCGACGGCGGGCGAGAAGAAGCCCCCCUCGCAGGCCAAGAAAUGGGCACCAACACCAACACAGA
Prorocentrum cordatum is the source of this 2586-nucleotide messenger RNA. The record is from the annotation of a GenBank genome assembly. NCBI's taxonomy places the organism in Eukaryota, Dinophyceae, Prorocentrales, Prorocentraceae.